UCAAGUUCAUUUCCGAUGCCAAUUUUUUACUACCCAAUAUUUUCUACUAUAUCUGGCGUUGGCCGUUAUCCCGCUCGAUCUCAAUUCAAAAAUUUGAAAACCUGUCCAACAAAUAAAAGGAUUGCUAGAUUUUUCAAACCCAAGAUUUGCAGAAGCAGGAUUGGGGUUCAGGAAGGAUGUAUGGAGACGCGAGUGUCUGAUUUUUAUAAAAGUGUAGCGUGGGCAUACGAAGAUUUGCAGCAGUCGAUCAAGAUUGGGAAGCAGAGCGAGUCGACUAGUUUGAGUAAAGGCGUGGGAGUCGAAGUCUGAGGUGCCAAGUGAGUGGGCUAACUGAACAGAAUCCUUCCAUACUGUAAUCUAUAUUAGCGUUUUGAGGAGGGGAUUUGUAAGUCAUGCCAGAAGAGCGUCAGAUUUUGGAUGCUAGGCAGGGUUCACAAAUGGACUCAAGCCAUGGGUCAAAUAUUGGUUCAGGUCGUUCUGAACAACAGAGUUCAACUGAAACUCUACGCCGCCCUAGACAUUCAGAAAGGAGGAACCCUGAGAUGUUGGCAAGGGCUCUAUUGAGGGCAAGGGAGGGCAUUCAGGACAAAGAAAAUAGGGUUCCUGAGAAGUCAGGGAGCCGAAGGCGAAGACGAAGGAGGGUAUCUACAUCAAGGAGUCCUUUACCUGCAGAUUAUCCUCGUGCUCCUCUCCAGGAUAUAACACUAUAUAUGCAUAUUCUUCAGAGGUCUAGAACUAGGGCUAGGGCUAGAAGGCAGAUUCAUGGGAGAAGUCCUCCUAGACAGCCCAUAAUUCAUGUCAGCCCAUCCCAGGAAACAGAUCCAACAUUGGCCCUCGAUGACCCCUUGCAAGAAGCAGAGACCACCACGGUAAAUCCAAUACUGGUUCUGGAAAGUCCUUUGCAACAAUCAGAGCCCACCAUAACAAGUCCCAGACAGCUGCCAGAAGAUAGCACACCACCAAAUUUUGUACAACUUCCUGACCAAGAAUCCCAUGGGCUAACAACCGACACCCAAACCGAAGAGCAAAACUAUGCUCUAGACAGGACUUUGAGUUAUCAUGGAAAUGUAAAUACAGAUGGUUCUUUAACAGCAGAGGUGGGAAUGGGAUUUCAUCACGACUACAUUACAGAAGAAGCUAGAGCAAGAGAUGUUUCCAUGUUAGCAAAUCAAGAGCAUGGCGCAUUUGGAUCUGUUCUGCAGUCUAAAACUUGGAAUGAGCAAAGUGGAAGGGGCAGAGGAGGUAGUAAUCCUCAACCAAAGAAGAAAUCAUCGUUGAAGCCAUUGAUGAAAAUGCGUUGAAACAGUUCGUUUCGCAAUGGUUAUGUGUUAUAUCUUUCUGGGCCAAAAAUUAUGUUGGCAGUUUUAAUUCUCAAAAGCUGCAUCUCUGAUCAAGAAUAACCUUCUAGCCCAUUUAAAUAUUUCACUUGAUUGUUCACAUGGUCAGACUUCUAAUUAGUUUCACAUAUUUUGUGAAACUCCCAAUGGCCCUGGCUUCUAAGUCAGGGCCAUUUUCAAAACUACUUAUUUGAUGAUUAAUCCUCUUUUUCUACUGUGCCAAAUUUAUCUCAUAAUUUUACAAAAUUGAAAGAGUUGUUUCGAAUAACAAUGUAAAGUUUUAGUUACUAUUUGAGUGGCAACAAAAACCACGGGAGACAGAUUGGAGGAAUUUGUUCACCGCAAGAGGUGUUCGCUUGUAGUUCAUUUAAUCGGACUUGGAUGUAUGUCCUUCUGAAAACAAGUCCCACUGUUACGUAAUAUAAUACCCAUACUUCCAAGGAUGAAUGCGUUGGAAUUUAUUGUAA
Messenger RNA from Cryptomeria japonica (Japanese cedar), 1804 nucleotides. RefSeq lists its product as uncharacterized. The record is from RefSeq and is a predicted model, not a curated record. The coding region runs from base 393 to 1301 and encodes 302 amino acids. The transcript is spliced from 3 exons. Lineage: Eukaryota; Viridiplantae; Streptophyta; Pinopsida; Cupressales; Cupressaceae.